UGGCCAGUUGAGUCAAAUAGUGAUAACUAAGAAAAUAUGCAAAACUGAAUAAUAUAUUUUUUAUUAAUAGAUUAAUUUAAUUCUGUCAAGUAAUCAUGGAUUUGUUUUUAUUUUACAUGUGGUGUAUUUGUCUUGGUAGUGUCUCGGGCGCAGUAACAGCUGAUGGUGAAUCAAAAAGAACCUACCAGGUUGAUUCAGUGAGAAUUGCUUUAAAGCCUCCAAAAAAUAUUACAGUAUUCCUCGUCACAGAGACCACCAUGUAUAUAUCAUGGCAAUCACCCGCAGUAUAUCCUAUUCAUGACUGGAAUGCAACUGCUGUGGACUUUGAUGACAAUACAACAUCGACUACACCAUCAUCGCAAGGCACAACUGUAACAUCGACCGUGACAACAACCCCAGUCAGUACGGAGGCACUGAACGCCACAACAACAGCAAAGGGGAGUAACUCUACUAAUGGAACUGGAACCAGUCCGGUAGCUCCAUCAUGCAUGCCGCGUGGAUUUUUUCUAAAUCACAAUUAUUCCUCAAACGCGACCAAUAGUACACAGACACCAAAACUUCAUGUUGAUUUUGUAAACAACAUAUCAUCACCUGGCAACGUGACAGAAACGGACACCGAUGAUCUCAUGGUGCCAUUUGACCAGGCUUGCGUUGAAAAGUACAUAGUGCAUUAUAUCAACAAUGCAACAGGAGCAAACCUGACUAUGAUUGUCCAGCCAGCCAUUGAUGAUGAGGAUAUUACUGAAGCAAAUAUCACAGGCUUGGAGUCCAACACUACCUACACAUUGUAUGUAGCUGCUCAGUACAUUUCUGGACAUAUUCUCAAUUCUCAGAGCAUUGUCACCACAACCAGGAACAGAGAGUGUCAUUGUGACUACUUUGGCACAAAUUCCAAACUUGUCGCAGGAAAGAGAGCCAACAUUUUGUGUAACCUGACGGGCCCUCGCUGGUGCUUCUGUAAUGUAGGAUACACUGGGCUUUUCUGUGAACUCUGCGCCCCGGGCUACUACCGAAGUGGGCCUAUGUUUGAAUGCCAUCGAUGUCCCUGCAGUCCAGAGCUGACCAUCAGACCGACAUGUUACUUCAGAGAAGGCUAUCUAGUAUGCAACAUGUGUAAAAAACGAUACAGUGGUGCCAUGUGUGAGAACUGUGCUUACGGCUUUUAUCGCUACAAUCGAAAAUGCAUUCCAUGCGAGUGUCAUGGCAACACAUAUCCUGGUGCCACUCAAAUGUGUGACCCAUAUUUAGGAUAUUGUAUACACUGUAUGCACAACACCUCCGGUUUUAACUGUGAAAGGUGCGUGGAAGGCUAUGUUGGCGAUCCAAUUCAUAAAAAAAACUGCAUGCUCAAAGAAGAUGUACCAGGUGAAGGUGGCAUGCCGAAGGGUGUAAUUGCGGGAAUAUGCAUUGCCAUCAUCCUGACGCUGUCUGGACUUGUGGGCUUUGCUGUGUAUCGUCGAUGGAAGAUCUUCCCUCCUAAGAAACCGUUCUGGACCGUGGAGCUGAAGGAAGACCGAGACAGCGUGAAUUUCAGCGCAGUUCCCGAGAACGACUUCCAAAACGACACAGCAGGAGUGGAUGAUUUAAGUUUCUAUGAAAGUCACGGAGGUAAAGUCUCGGGUAAAGGUGUUUCUCGCUAUUCGCCACUGAAGGAGGACAUCUAGUGGUACAAUCUAACACGUGACGCGAUCUUAUUUGUUACAUUAAGAGGUCUAGGCCAGUGCAAGAAUGUCCUGUCUACAAAAAAAAAAAAUUGGUAUGUGCUUUCAUGUUCAUUUGAAAUUUUUGAGCAGGUUAAUGUCAGUCAUAAAAAUCUAUAAUUUUUCUGAAAUGCCUUUCUGUAGUUUAAUCAUAUAUAUCAUGACAUACAUGUAUACAGAAUAUAAAAUCCAAAUUUUACUUAUUGAAUGCUUGUUUUCUCAAUUCUUGCACUGACCCAUCAGGAAAUGUGGGUGGGUUUUUUAAAGUUCUUUGUUGCAGAAUUUUUGAAGAAUUACAUAAUUGUUUUUUUUUGUUGUUUUUUUGGUUCAUGUAACACUUUAAAAAAAAAAAAAAAAAAAGAUUUCUGA
Molecule: messenger RNA, 2069 nt
Organism: Gigantopelta aegis
Lineage: Eukaryota; Metazoa; Mollusca; Gastropoda; Neomphalida; Peltospiridae
Product: multiple epidermal growth factor-like domains protein 9
Exons: 7
Coding region: 96-1664 (522 amino acids)
Biological process (GO): axon guidance
Cellular component (GO): basement membrane
Molecular function (GO): protein binding; extracellular matrix structural constituent
Source: RefSeq, a predicted model, not a curated record